GAUCUCAUUCUGACAUUUAAUAUCUCAAUGCAUCGUUCUUGGUGGAUGGAGAAUGGGCCGGGCUGCACCGUGACCUCAGUAACCCCAGCCCCAGACUGGGCACCAGAGGAUCAUCGUUAUAUCACUGUCUCGGGGUGUUUUCUUGAAUAUCAGUACAUAGAAGUGGCUCACAGUUCUCUUCAGAUCUUCCUUGCAGUAAGUGGAUUUCUUUAUGCCUACAUGUGUUAUCUGUUGUUGCUUCUAUCAAAUUUUACCUGCGUUUCUUCACUACUCCUUGCAGAAAACUGA
Molecule: messenger RNA, 288 nt
Organism: Fulmarus glacialis (Northern fulmar)
Lineage: Eukaryota; Metazoa; Chordata; Aves; Procellariiformes; Procellariidae
Product: sodium/potassium-transporting ATPase subunit beta-1-interacting protein 2-like
Exons: 2
Coding region: 28-288 (86 amino acids)
Biological process (GO): regulation of sodium ion transport
Source: RefSeq, a predicted model, not a curated record